GUCCUGGGUGUCUAUCUCUCAGCGCAGCCACUUUGACAUGUGGAAGGUCACUCGUAGCAACGAAGCCAAUUGGAAAGAAGAAUUUGUCUAUGUGUCGUCUGGAUCUCCGUUACCCUUCUCAUUGUCUUUGAAUUGUCGAUUUAAGAAGUAUUCAUACCCGAAACUUCCGGUUGACCAGGAGACAUGGCCGGCUAUGAUUCUUUCUGGAGGACCGUAUAGCCUCUCUGCCUUUACUUCUGAGGACCGCCUACCCACGGUUGGACUCUAUUCGCCGUCACCAUGUUCGGGUGCACACGCAUCCACACCCACGGAUCAAGACAUGACAUCGCGGCUGGAGAUGUUCCAAAGCUUCGACAAGGAUGGACCUCGCGGUAGUGACCAGGGGCGCUCUGACAAGAAACCAAGGGCUCCCUCCGUCACCAAAGGCAAGGACGUUAUCGUAACCAUGCCUUCAUCCGUGGCGAAACGCAAGGCUCCUAGUACCGCAGCCCGCAUCACCCGGAGCAUGAGUGACAUUCCCAUUACGGGGAUGACUACUUGGUUACGAGGUAACAUUGAGUUGCCCCCGCUUUUAUCACUGACAAUCCCGGCGACUGAGAAGGAGCAAAUUUUAGCACUUGACAACGUUGCUCUAGAGAGGAGGAGUCACCAUGGCCUGGCAGAGCUACUGACAUCCAUCUCCGAGGUGAACCGAAGGAAGGACGAGCGCGAGCAAGAGUUGUUGCUACAACUUACCGAACUGGCAAAAGAGGUGGCCUCGCUCAAACUUAUUCGUGAUUCACAUGCAGCCGAGGUCGCGACGCUCAAAGACAUGCACGCCGUGGAGUUGGCGAAUGAAAGAGGUCGGGCCGUGGAUGCAUACAAGAAUUCUUCAGAGUUUGUGUCUGAUCGGGAAGCUUACAUCAGUGCCCACCUCGGUGACAUUAGCAAGCGUUGGUUGUCUACUCCGGAUGGCCAAGAGAAACUGGCUUUAGAGAGCUACAUCUCCUACCAGAUCGGGAUAUAUGCCACUCAACAAAAAAUAUAUCUUAUCCUGAGGAAUAAGGCUGGU
Cuscuta epithymum is the source of this 1051-nucleotide messenger RNA. NCBI's taxonomy places the organism in Eukaryota, Viridiplantae, Streptophyta, Magnoliopsida, Solanales, Convolvulaceae. The record is from the annotation of a GenBank genome assembly.